Messenger RNA from Fusarium graminearum PH-1, 663 nucleotides. RefSeq lists its product as uncharacterized. The record is from RefSeq and is a predicted model, not a curated record. NCBI's taxonomy places the organism in Eukaryota, Fungi, Ascomycota, Sordariomycetes, Hypocreales, Nectriaceae. Bases 1 to 663 code for a protein of 220 amino acids. The transcript is spliced from 3 exons.
AUGAAGUAUAUAUCGAGGACGCCCAUUGCCUCCGCCUUGGCACUUGCUAUUCUAGUAUGGCCAGUACUAUCGAGUACUCAGCCCAGUUCUGGCUUAAGCGACGGUGCUACAGCUGAGCGCGGAAAUGGGGAUAACAAGACCGGGACAACCGGGACAAUCCAUGGUGUUAUUAUGUCCAUUGUCUUCUUGCUUGGUUUCCCAAUUGGGUCCUUCCUUAUGCCUCUCAUCAGGAAGUGGCUCAUUCAUGCCUCAUGGCAGAUCAUCGUCUUCAUUGGCAUGUGUGCCGGCUUUGGUGUUGGCAAGAUUGCUGCUGACCGCAGCGGUGAUUGGAUCUCCGACCCUCACGUUGUGCUCGGCACCUUUGUCUGCAUUUUGAUGGUCGUGCAGCCCAUUUUAGGGUGGAUUCACCACCGAAAUUACGUCAAGUAUGAGCGACGAACUAAAGUCAGUUACGGUCACAUCUGGUUUGGCCGGGCGCUGAUGUUUAUUGGUAUCAUUAACGGUGGGACCGGUUUGCAACUCUCCGGUGCAUCCUCGGGUCCAAUCAUUGCCUAUUCUGUGAUUGGUGCUAUUGUGUUUUCUAUCUAUACUGGGGGUGUUGUUCUGAAGGAGGUCAGGCUGCGAGGAAGAGAAGUGGACGAUCAGAGCGUGAUGGAAUUGUAG